Molecule: messenger RNA, 2955 nt
Organism: Odocoileus virginianus texanus
Lineage: Eukaryota; Metazoa; Chordata; Mammalia; Artiodactyla; Cervidae
Gene: ZNF385A
Product: zinc finger protein 385A
Biological process (GO): regulation of cytoplasmic translation; mRNA localization resulting in post-transcriptional regulation of gene expression
Cellular component (GO): neuronal cell body; nucleus
Molecular function (GO): mRNA 3'-UTR binding; zinc ion binding
Source: RefSeq, a predicted model, not a curated record
GGGGCCGUCUCUGGAGGGAGCAGGAAAGGAUCCGGGUGGGGGGGGACCCUCUGCCCCAGUGAGGUCAAGGGAGGACGGGGCUAAGCUUGCAGGCUCCUGGGUUUGCCUUUGUUCCUGGGAACCCCUGGUGCUGGCAGGGGGUUGCUGGAGCCAUGAAGGGCAGCCAGAGUUCCCUGACCGGUGGACGGUGAGAUUGCAGAAGGGAGCUGGGCCAGCAGAAGCCCAGAGGGGUACUUAGGGCCUUGGGGACCACCCUGUGGAGCCUGGCAGGGCCCCUCCCAUGGCUCUGGGGGAGGAGAAGGUUUCAGGGAGGGUAGUGGCUUGGCUGGCCUGGACUUUCAUUUCCCCUUGGGGUCAGACCCAGGCAUUCCCCUCCCGGAGGCUGGUCACAGUUCCUCCUGCAGAGCCGGAGCGAACAUUCCGGCAGCGACCAACAGAGGUGCCUGGGGAAGACAGACCAGUUGGGAGAAGGGGCUCUGAGAAUGGUCCCAGGCAGCCCGCCUCCCAGAGCAAAUGCCACUCGCUGACCCCGGACGUCGACAGUUCAUUAAGAAUUACAAUUGGGACAAAAUCAUAACUCUUUGGGGAGCCUGAAAGAUUCAGCAGCCCUCCUUCAAAUCCAGGUCUCAAUAUUCCCCUCUAAGCAGUGGGAUGAAUCACUCACCUGACUGUUCUCCCUGGGGCAGCUUGAGCCGGGCAGGGCCCCUCCCUCUGCUACGGCAGCCCCCAAUCAUGCAGCCCCCACUGGACCUCAAGCAGAUCCUGCCCUUCCCACUGGAGCCGGCACCCACCCUGGGCCUCUUCAGCAACUACAGCGCUAUGGACCCUGUGCAGAAGGCUGUACUCUCCCACACUUUUGGGGGACCCUUGCUCAAGACCAAGCGGCCCAUCAUCUCCUGCAAUGUCUGUCAGAUUCGCUUCAACUCUCAGAGCCAGGCUGAGGCACACUACAAGGGUAAUCGCCAUGCCCGAAGAGUCAAAGGCAUCGAGGCUGCCAAGACCCGAGGCAGGGAGCCCAGCGUCCGGGAACCAGGAGACCCAGCUCCUCCAGGCAGCACCCCCCCAAAUGGAGAUGGUGCAGCCCCCCGUCCAGUUUCCAUGGAGAAUGGAGUGGGUCCAGCCCCAGGAUCCCCAGAGAAACAGCCUGGCUCCCCAUCCCCUCCCAGCGUUCCGGAGACUGGUCAGGGUGCGACCAAGGGUGAAGGGGGGACUCCAGCCCCAGCUUCCCUGCCUGGGGGUAGCAAGGAAGAGGAAGAGAAGGCCAAGCGGCUGCUCUACUGUGCUCUGUGCAAGGUGGCAGUGAACUCCCUGUCCCAGCUUGAGGCACAUAACAAAGGUACCAAGCACAAGACCAUUCUGGAGGCCCGCAGUGGCCUGGGCCCCAUCAAAGCCUACCCCCGGCUGGGGCCUCCCGCUCCUGGGGAGCCCGAGGCCCCUGCCCAGGACCGAACCUUCCACUGUGAGAUCUGCAAUGUCAAGGUCAACUCGGAGGUCCAACUGAAACAGCACAUUUCCAGCCGGCGGCACCGAGAUGGCGUGGCCGGGAAGCCCAACCCGCUACUGAGCCGUCACAAGAAGCCUAGGGGCGCCGGAGAACUAGCGGGCACGCUGACUUUCUCCAAGGAACUGCCCAAGUCCCUGGCCGGCGGCCUGCUCCCCAGCCCCCUGGCGGUGGCUGCGGUGAUGGCAGCGGCAGCAGGCUCGCCGCUGUCUCUGCGCCCGGCUCCAGCCGCACCUCUUCUCCAGGGACCGCCGAUCACCCAUCCCCUGCUCCACCCCGCCCCCGGGCCCAUCCGAACUGCGCACGGACCCAUUCUCUUCUCCCCCUACUGACCUGAAACCUGAACCCUGAACCCCCUCCCAUUCAACCCCCCCCCCCCCCCCCACCCCGGACCCAGGCCUCCGGGCACCCAGCCCGCCCCUCCUCCCGGCACUCCCUGAAUGAUCUCUCUCCCUCCCCCCACCCCGAGGUACGGGGUUCCAGGAAAGGGGAGGGGUAGCGGGGGAGGGGGGCUUCAGAAGGGGGGAACACCCCAGAUCUCAGGGAACCCCGCCCCCUGCCCUUCCUUCUCCCCUAGAAAAGGGGGGGCCGUCUCACCCCCGAGCCCCCUUGGAGACACCCCCCCUCCCAAAAGCCAUGUCCAUCCAGCCCUUCCCCCCCAACCUAGCACAAAACGGGGUUCACAAGCCAUGGUCGGGGUCCAGGGGGCAGAAAUGGAUUUUCUUGGCAAUAAGCGGACUCUGGGACUCCGGCGCCCCCUACCCCCAAACUGAAGCGCUUCCGUGAACACCCCUGUCCUCCGCAGGGGGAGGGGAGCAGGCGGGAUCCUGGGUCCCUCAUAAGCACUUUGGUUUUACCGCCUGCAACCUCACUGUGCCCGCCCCGCAUCAUGCCCCAGCCCAGGUCUAGCCUGGCCCACGGGCAGCACUUGGGGGCAUCUCUGGCAUUUGGGUGGGACCAAGUAGAUGCCCCUAUAGACCCAUCCCCUCACCUUCUUCCUUCCCAGUCCGGAUUCCAUUCUUUUCACCAGCACCCAUCGCCCAAGGGGUACCAAGGGGGGCAAGGGGUGUCCAGUCCAAGCCCACCCCCGCCUCGCCUUCCGCAAAACUGUGAGCAAAAAGCAAUAGAAGCCUCGCCCCCGCCCCGCCCCUUCCCGCAGGAUUUGCAGUCUGUAGCCUCCCCCAUCCCAGUUCCUAGACCUCAAGGCUGUCCCCUCCCACCAGACACCUCCACUGCACAAUUCGGGCGGGGUCGUGACCUUCCCUUCCCCCACCCCCUGUGCUUUCCGUAUCGUCAGCCCUUCCAGCACCGACCCGGGAGAGGGACGGGCCCCACUGGCCUUCCCCUCCACAUCAACUCUUUCUGCUUGACGAUGUAGCAACCCCGGCCCCCCACCCACGUCUUCCCCCUUUCCCAGUCCCUGACAAUAAAAUCUGGAUUCGUUGCCCUCCGUC